UCUGGAUAAGACUCGUCUGCUGUUGCAGACGACGAAGGACUCGAAGGAGGCGCAGGUGCAUGCAUGUUGCAGCAGUGAAAGUAUCCGCGAGUGCAGCUACGAUCUGCCGUCUGUCAAUGCCCUCUCUUAACAUACCUAGUCAGUCUUAUUCUAACAGUGCCGUUUAUCGCGCCGAUUUCGAGUCUUCAGUCGAAUUCGUCGUCGUGCCCGACGGUGAUCCUUGCUCGUGAUAAGAUCCUCGUGACUAGCUUCAACAAUAGGUACGAUUGAAGUCGCGAAGGUGAAUACUCUGCGAGUCUCUAUAAUCGAAACUUUCGCGAAACUUUCGUCUUCGUCGUCGCCGUCGCGGCUGCAUUAAAAAAUUAUGACUAAGAGGCUGUGGGCCAUCCUCCUUGUCGUCGGCUGCACGGCAACUCUCUCCUCCGACAAGAGCCCCGAAUAUGUGAAGCAAUGUUCCAAAAGCGAUCCAAAGCUGAUAACCUGUCUGAUCGGCGCUCUGCACUUCCUGCGACCUUAUCUGAAAAUCGGAAUACCCGAAAUUGAGUUACCCUCGGUAGAGCCGUUCCGUAUGGACGAACUGUCUCUUUCCCUGACAGGUGGUACGAACGGUUAUAAGAUUCAGCUGCGUGAUCUUUAUGUAAAGGGAGCGAGUAACUAUUCGGUGGAGGAUAUUAAACUCGGCUCACCCUUUCAAGCCAUAGUACGAAUGCCGGCCCUUAUAUUAGACGCUCAUUAUUCCAGUUCUGGUGUAUUAAUAAUUUUGCCUGCAAGUGGAAACGGUACAUUCCACGCGCGUUUCGGAGAUGCUAGAGCACUAGUCAGAGGAACGAUCUCGACGAAGUCGCGAGAGGGAAAGACGUAUAUGAACGUCGAUAACCUUGACGUCGUGCUCAGCGUGAAAGAUGUGCAAAUGAGAGUCAGCAAGAUCUUUAACAACAAUCGAAUACUCACCGAGGCGAUUAAUCUUUUCCUUCGAGAAAAUGGGCAAGAAGUGUUGAAAUUGAUGGACCCGCAACUAAAGAAGAAAUUGUCGGCACUCUUUGCUGGCAUUGUCAACCAACUGCUGCGACAUGUACCAGUGGAAUCGUUCCUUAUACCUUAAGAAAUCUAUAUUAUAUCUUUAUUAGUUAACAUUAGUUUCUUGUUAUUGAAAUCAAUGAUAUAUUUUAAGUAUGCACGGGAAUUAAAUGAUUCAUUAUAGCAGCAACUUAUCAGGCAUUCUUCUAAUUAAAAAAGAAAAAACACAAUGGACGCAUAUUUAAGUUGUUUUUUAAUUUUUAAAU
Temnothorax curvispinosus is the source of this 1283-nucleotide messenger RNA. RefSeq names its product protein takeout (gene Jhbp1). The coding region runs from base 365 to 1102 and encodes 245 amino acids. The record is from RefSeq and is a predicted model, not a curated record. NCBI's taxonomy places the organism in Eukaryota, Metazoa, Arthropoda, Insecta, Hymenoptera, Formicidae. The transcript has 5 exons.